This is a messenger RNA of Podarcis raffonei (Aeolian wall lizard), 966 nucleotides long. RefSeq names its product olfactory receptor 10AG1-like. NCBI's taxonomy places the organism in Eukaryota, Metazoa, Chordata, Lepidosauria, Squamata, Lacertidae. Gene Ontology annotation, biological process: G protein-coupled receptor signaling pathway. The transcript has a single exon. The record is from RefSeq and is a predicted model, not a curated record. Gene Ontology annotation, cellular component: membrane. Bases 1 to 966 code for a protein of 321 amino acids. Gene Ontology annotation, molecular function: olfactory receptor activity; G protein-coupled receptor activity.
AUGGAUGCUGACCUGGCCAGACACUGGGGGAACCAGAGCGCUGUGACUGAGUUUGUCUUGCUGGGAUACCAUAAGUACCCUGCCCUCCUCUUCUUCACCUUCCUGACUGUCUAUCUGACUAUCCUACUAGGCAACGGUCUGAUCAUGGCAGUGACAACAUGGGACCCUGCCCUUCAAACUCCAAUGUACUUUUUUCUGAGAAGCUUAUCGGGGCUAGAGUUGUGUUACACCUCUGUCACUCUUCCCAAGAUGAUGGCCAGUCUGGCCACUGGGCAGCGCUCCAUUUCCAUUCCAGCCUGCGCCUCACAGAUGUUUUUCCUGCUUUUUCUGGGUGGGACUGAGUGCUUCCUACUGGCAGCCAUGGCCUAUGACCGCUAUCUUGCCAUUUGCCUGCCUCUCCGCUACAUGACAAUCAUGAGCCAUAAAGUCCGGGUGGGGCUGGUGAUUGGCUCAUUUGCCCUCAGUCUCCCAAUGCAACUGGUGCAAAUUGGACUCAUCUUCUCCCUGCCUUUCUGUGGUUCCAAUGAGAUGGACCACUUCUUCUGCGACAUCCCACCAGUACUCAGUCUGGCAUGUGCGGAUCUCUAUGCCAAUGAGUUGACGAGCUAUAUUGAGGAUGUGGUCUUUGUUGUGGGACCAUUUGUAGUCAUCCUGGCUUCCUAUGUGUACAUCACCAGGGCUAUACUGCGCAUGCCAUCAGCCACAGGACGCCAGAAGGCCUUUUCCACCUGUUCAUCUCACGUAACAGUGGUCUGUCUCUUCUAUGGCUCUGCAACACUUGUGUACUUCCUCCCCAAGACCCCUGACUCUGUGAAGAUCGACAAGUUCCUCUCUCUUUUCUACACGGUCAUCAUUCCCCUUUGCAACCCUCUCAUCUACACUCUGAGGAACAGGGAGGUGCAGGCUGCCCUCCAAAGGAUCUUUAACAGCAAGUGGCAGUUCAAAGUAGGCAUGGAGAUCGGCUGA